This is a messenger RNA of Colletotrichum siamense, 1443 nucleotides long. RefSeq lists its product as uncharacterized. Bases 1 to 1443 code for a protein of 480 amino acids. The record is from RefSeq and is a predicted model, not a curated record. Lineage: Eukaryota; Fungi; Ascomycota; Sordariomycetes; Glomerellales; Glomerellaceae. The transcript has a single exon.
AUGUCAGUCGCAAUGGUGGUUCUUAUCGCCUUUCUGGCUGUUGCGAUAUCCGAGACUGGCGAUAUCAAGCAGGCCUGGAAAUUCUACGAGAGCGAUUGUAGACACGAUAACACGAAGAAUAUGAAUACUCUACUGCAUUUACUCAUCAAUGCGCUCUCGACUGUUGUACUCGCGUCUUCAAACUUCUUCAUGCAGGUUUUGAAUGCACCUUCGAGACGAGAGGUGGAUGCAGUACACGCUCGAGGAAAAUGGCUUGAUAUCGGUAUUCCCUCGUGGAGAAAUGCUUUCUAUCUAUCUCGAUUCAAGCUGGCUGCAUGGAUUAGCUUAUGUUUAACAUCAAUCCCCAUUCAUAUGUUAUUCAACAGCUCAGUAUUUCAGAUGACCAGUCGAUUUGGGGACUUCGGACUCUAUGUCGCCAGCGAGUCUUUCCUAAAGGGGGAGCCAUACAUCUUCCCGGGAGCCAGUUUGUACAUCAAUAAUGGCUUGCAGUUUGAGGACCUCAAAACCGAACGAUCUUCAGCAGUACGAAGCAACAUCUCAACAACAGCAGCUAAGGUCUCCAAAUGGGAGCGGCUGAGCGCAAUCCAAUGUCAAAACAUAUAUCGUCCCAACCUUUGCACUGGCUUGAAAGACUAUCACAACGUCGUAUUGAUAGUUGAUGGCCCGGGCUGGACGCGAGAUGAUCUUUGGAACCUUUCGACGGUCGCUGACCGGCUCUGGGAACCGAUUGUCCCACGAUACGAAUUAAACUCUCUGUUAAUGGAAGAUCAAUGCAACAUGUCAGGAAACACGAGGAGCGGUGUUCCAGGGUGCAAUGUGGACUGUUACCAAUUGUGGAAACGUGAUGGAGGAAGCCGCAGCGCAUCCUGGUCUUGGUUGGGCUUACAACCAGAAAUUCCGUGGUUGAUUCACGUCGAGUCUCCGCAUAUGUCGCUGAACAGAACAUUGUACUCGGCUACCGAAGGAGAGGAUUAUGAAUUUGGAGCCCGAUUCACUUCGUUCGAAGUGUCGUACUGCAUGGCAGAGCCGUCAAUGUCUACUUGCUCAGUAGCCUUGUCAAAGCCCCUCAUGCUUGCUGUAGUAUUGUCAGUGUUGUUGAAAUUGGUUACUUGUGUUGUUGUUGUUUGGGUUAUCGGUCCCCAAGAGCCGCUCGUUACCCCUGGAGACGCUGUCAUGUCGUUUAUCUCCAUCGAGGAUAGAGGAUCAUUCUCCGGAGUUGUGACACAAGAUAUGGUUCGGCGAAGGAAGAGACAAUCCAAUACGAACAGCGACGUAUACACGUUUGAAUCAAUUGAGCCCCGGCAUUGGGCCAAAAGACAACAACUCAGAGCAAUGGCUAUUCCCCGGGGAGUCUGGGUAAGAACCUGUGGCAUAUUGCUGAUCGGAAUAAUUGCAGCAGCAGUCUGUCUCUGGCAACAGCUUUCGAAUGGGACAUCCUUGUAA